UCGCCCCACCUAACUCAACUAACUUUGGCUCAAAAACACACUUGUUGUUCUUGUUGUUGUUGUUGUUGUUCUUCUUCUUCUCCUUGGUUGUUUUUCCAGAACAGUCGCAAACAGAGAAAUGGCAUUAGAUGUGGGAGUAACACAGAAAUAUGGUGAACCAUCAUAUUGGAAUAAAAGGUACAAACAUGAUAAAACCCCAUUUGAUUGGUACCAGAAUUACACCUCUUUAGCUCCUCUUCUUCGUCUUUAUGUCCCUCCUCCUCAUCGUCGUAUCCUCAUCGUCGGUUGCGGCAACUCCGCAUUUAGUGAAGACAUGGCAGAUGAUGGAUACGAGGAUAUUGUCAACAUCGAUAUAUCCUCUGUAGCGAUUGAAGCAAUGCAGAAAAAACACUCUAACCACCCACAACUUAAGUAUUUUACUAUGGAUGUUCGAGAAAUGGGUACCCUUGAAACAGGCUCAUUUGAUGCAGUUAUUGACAAAGGAACACUUGAUACUAUUCUGUGUGGGAACGACUCAAAGCAGAACUCUUCUAGUAUGCUUGCGGAAGUUGGGCGGGUCCUCAAGGACAAAGGGGUUUAUAUACUGAUUACAUAUGGAGCACCCUCAUACCGUUUAGUGUAUCUGAAGAAUUCAUGCAAGUGGAAGAUAAAGCUCCAUGUGAUAGAAAAAUCAAUCUCUGGCGUAAAAGAUGUAGACAGAAAAACAUGGGAGCUUACGAAACCUGUUCCCUUAAAUCAGAAGGGAAAGUCCAUGGAAGAUUUCAUUGGCGCGACCCCGGAUGUUCAUUAUAUAUACGUCUGUGUUAAAGAUGAUUCGUUGGAACGGGGAGAAAUAGACGAGUCUGUAGUUGAGUGACAAUAAUCUACAUUCUAAACCACAUCUAUCAUCUUUUGUACCUACUACUGGUGAUGUCAUGGAAUGCUUCAGGGUCUUCAGCGACAGAAUUCAUGGUGCCUGUUAUGUACUGCAAGCCUGUAAGACUGACUGAUGUUUUGCAAGAAACUAAGCUAAAAACAGCUGAUCCUCAGGUCAACUACUUUUUGCUAGAUCUUUUGUGGUUACCUGGCUUUGGUAGUAUUUCUGGUGACGGGUGACACAUAUGUAGUAUCAUAUGCACUCCAUAUAUAUACUUUGAUAUUUUGGAGAGAUUAGCAGAUAAUGAAACAUAAUUUGACUCAUGUAACUGUAGGGAAAUUUGUCCUUUUAAAACACCAACUUUGUUAGAGAGCGACAAUAUAUAUCUUGGUUUGUGUGAAAACACCUUAUAAAACAAAUUACAAAUGUGACAUAUCUCAGUAAGUAGAGAGCUAUGGUACCAACUACAAGGACACGACUUAGGGAAUUGAAAUAACAGACUUGAACUUGGAAAAACAUAAAGAACUACCAUCCAAACACACUUAAAACUUAAAAGGAUCAAAUGUGUUGAGGAUGAUUAAUUGCUUGUACAUACAUAGCUCUACUUAAAAAGGACAUCACAAAUUUGAACAUUUAUCAUUAAGCUCUCUGGUCCUGAUACGAUUUUGAAACAUUUAUCAUUAAGGUCUCUGGUCCAUAUCCAUAUAUGAAUGAUUAAUUGUAGUAGAUAAUAAAGAUAUUAAUGGUCAAAGUUGUGCGUUGGCAAACGUGUAAGUUAAAAUGGUGCAACUAUUUCUAAAUGGAGGAAGUGAAGUAUAUAUAUUAAGCUCUUCCUUCGUUCUCUUUUAAUUGUAACAUUUCACUUUUACACUAUUUAUAUUACCAUGUAUUAUCUUUUGACCGGUUUUGAUGAUUAAUACAUGAAUUAAAACACAGUCACAUGAUUUUCUUAGAUUCAUCUCGAUUUAUAUUUGCACAAUAUUAACUUUUGUAAAUUUUACUCAUACACAAUUAGAGACAAUAAUGAUCAAAGAUAUACGUUGACAAUUGUGAAAGUCAAAAUGUUGCCAUUGAAAUAGAAGGGAGGAAGUAAAUAAAACUAAAAAUAAGACUGGAAAUAAAUAAUACGAAAAAAUUAACUAGGUCGUCUUCUAUCAGAAUGGUUGAUAUUGUACUCCAAAAUAUACUACAGAGUACUACCCCUUUUCAUAAUGUUCUUUACGUUUUCCUUAGCCCGUUUCAACAUUUCAUAAUGUCUUUUACGUUGUGUUUUAUACUACUUUUAGGCAUGUAAAUUUACUGUCUUAUCUUUCUUACCCCCACAACCGAUAGGGGCCUUUGUUUUGGUGUUUAGAGAAAGGGAAAGACAAUCAACUACCUUAAUUUACUCCAUUUCUUAUCGUUUGUUAGACCAAAUUAAUCAUUCUCUUUACCCUAUAAAUUGCCCACUUCCCUCUACCACAAGUAUUUAUAAUUAAGGAGAACUCCAAAAAGUUAAAGAUCUUAGAAAUUCUCUUACAGAAUAGAGAUAGAUGAUUUUUUUUAUUAAUAAAACAGAGCAAUAACAUUAGUGAUACAAAGGCCAUCCAUAAUACAAAUGUCACAACAACGCCAACCACUAAAAGAACAAAAGAAUGUGAAACGUUGGGACGUUGGGUAUCCUGUGGUCCUAAAUGAUUAAAGUCCUAUAAUUAUAUGGUAUACUACUAUCCUAUCUUUUUAUAAUUCAACUUUAAUGGUGACAAAGCAUUAAGAAAAUCGAUAAUUAUUGGGUUAUUACUUACAAUAUUAUCUAAGAGAGUCUUAAUUUUUCCAACCAACAUAAUCCUUAGACAAGGCCAGCUAAUUCAAUAAGUACACCUUUUCCUCUCUCUUUUUAGUUUUUACCAACUACUAGUAAUAUACUUGGCUUGAUACUUAGAAACCAUUGAGUUAUCUUGUUGUUUCAAAUAAAAUAAAAUGAGGAAGGGUGCAUAUGUAUUGAUAUUCUUGGUAUGGGCUUUCAUCACCAUCAUCACUCCUCCACUUGUUCAAUUGUCUUUCGCUGCUGCGGAUCAAGCUGCGGCUCAGGCUCAGGCUCAGGCUCAGGCUCAGGCUCAGGCUCAAGCUCAAGCUCGGGCUAAGGCCACCGCUCAAGCAAUACAAGAUAAGCCCAGUGAUGAAGAAGGAACAACAGUAAAACAGUACAGGAGAAUGCUGGUGAUGGUUGACGGAAUCAACAAGCGAAAAGUGGCACUAGCCGAUCCAGCAUUACCACCUGCUAGUUCAUAUGGUCCACCACCAGCAGCAUCACCAGCGCAGCCAACUGAUCAGGAGGCAGAGUAAUGGCCCGUCUGUUUUGUGGCUGAGGGCGACGUCUCACCAUCCGUCUACUAAGGGAAAAGAUUUAGACUUAUCAUAUAUUGUUAACUUACUGUUUAGAUGCAUAACACAAAUCAAUAUAAUUCAUGUAAAUAUACAUAGUACUACUUAUAACACAUUCUAUAUACCAUUAUUUAUCAUAACUUUGAUCAUGAAUUCAUGAAAUGUAUUGUCUUACACUGAUCUUCAGAUUUUAUAAAGGAAAAUUUACCAACAA
Messenger RNA from Spinacia oleracea (spinach), 3434 nucleotides. RefSeq lists its product as uncharacterized. The transcript has 10 exons. Gene Ontology annotation, molecular function: S-adenosylmethionine-dependent methyltransferase activity. Bases 119 to 856 code for a protein of 245 amino acids. NCBI's taxonomy places the organism in Eukaryota, Viridiplantae, Streptophyta, Magnoliopsida, Caryophyllales, Amaranthaceae. The record is from RefSeq and is a predicted model, not a curated record.